AUGGCUGAUCCUCAGGAGGGAUCCGAUAUUGGGCAUGUGUACGUCGAAGCCGAAGCACAAACAUAUUUAGGUCCGGUUGCCGUAGUGCUGCCGUUGGCUAAUCACUGCCCACUGCCUACUAUGCUCGAGACUGUGAUGACGAAAAUAACGAUAAGGACGACCCCGCUGAACACACAUUCAUCUUUAUCGCAAAUAAAUAAAAGAAGGCUCGAGAUUGGAGUAGACAUAGAAGCAUUUCGAGUUAACGACAGAAGGUUCGAGUGCAUUGGCAACGAAGUCACCAUGGACGACCAGGUCCUCAACAAACGUCGACGGCACCUGCUCGAUGAAGAGUACACGGAAGAUGCCGACAUGCUGCAACAGGCCUUCGCGACCAAACUGUCACAAUCCAUGCGGCUGCCCGACGAAGACGAUGAAAAUCUUAUUCGAGAGACUCAGGCGGCAUUCAUAACACUCUCAGGAAGUUGGUCCAGGGACCAGCCUAGCGGAAACAGUGGUGACGAAAACGACGGCAAUGAUUUCGAUCACCUUUUUGAUGAUAGAAGAUCCGAUAAAAUGCUCCCUUCCUCGCCCUCACAAUCAUCGGAUAGCGCCGACGCUUCCCAAAAAAGUUUUAUGAUGCAUAAUAUAAACGAAGAACAUAAUAACGGGGAAAUCAGCGAAGAUAAUAAACCACCAACGUUGUUCACUGACCGAGAAAAAAGCGUCGAAGACGAUAGACACAGUCGGUACUCCAAUCAUUUCGAUGGUCCUAAUUUUGACGAACUCGUAGAUUCGUCCUCGAAUGAACUAGAAAUAGAUAUGUCGGAUCAAAUCGAUGAUAAAUACGACGACGAUAACGACAUGAAACAUAAACGAAAAAGCGAAAUGCUCACCGUUAACAAGCAAUCACUUUACAACGCGUACAAAGCAGCGACGGCGGCUUUACCGUUUUCCACGCAGUCUGCGUUUAAACCCCCGGCGGAAGUGAAACAUAAAAUACCGGGGCCGUCGUUCCCCAGCGAGCCUUUCGGCGGAUACUCGAACGAGCACGAAAAGAGUUCAGCGGCAAAGGUAUCUAAGCAGUACACCGUGCUGCAGCCGGCGGGCGUCGGCUCACGCGCCGCCACCGCGCUGCAGGAGGCGCGCGCGCUGCCCUCCACGCAGCCCGCGCGCGACUCGCGCACGUACUCCGCGCUCUCGCCGCCGCCGCCGAGAGAAGGCAACAAGUGUCCCACUCCAGGCUGCAAUGGGCAGGGUCACGUCACUGGUCUUUAUACACACCAUAGAAGUCUGUCAGGAUGCCCAAGAAAGGAUAAAGUCACCCCCGAGAUUUUGGCGCUGCACGAGACGAUCUUGAAGUGCCCUACGCCGGGCUGCAACGGGCGCGGUCACGUCAGCUCUAACCGCAGCACGCACCGCUCGCUCUCCGGCUGCCCCACCGCUGCCGCGCGCAAGGCCGCCGCCAGGUCGCAGCGAGCCAGGCCACCAGUAGCAACAUUGCCGCAUACAUCAAUAACAACAGCAACAACAAGCAUCGAUUCGAAUACUGCGCGUGAACGCGAAAGAGAAAGGGAACGAGAACGAGAACGAGAACGGGAAAAGGAAAGGGAGAAACAACGAGAGCAAGAACGUGAACGUGAACGUGAACGUGAACGAGAAAGGGAACGAGAAAAAGAACGUGAACGCGAACGAGAACGCGAGCGGGAAAGAGAACGUGAAAGAGAACGCGAGCGUGAAAAGGAGCGGGAAAUCGAAGCAGAACGAGUCCAAGCGGCGGUGCCGCCAAGUUCUGAAGUGAAAAGCGAAGCGCCCGAGCUGCUGGUGCCGAAGCGCGAGGCCGCCGAGCCCGAGCGCGACUCCCCCGGCGGCAUGGAGACGCGCCAUGCAGGGUACGGCGCGCCGCCCGACCAGCGCUCGCCAUACGAUCGCCCGCCGGACGACCACGUACGCUCCUACAGCCAAAUGAACGAAGCGCGCUACGGCUAUGAGCCACGGUGCUACGAGGGCACCCCAGCAUUCGAGCGCUACGAGCCAGCGCAAUGUCCGCAGCGCCCGUACGGCUGGGAAGACGAACGCUACCACGACCCACACCUACCUACACCAAUGAAGACCGAUCAGUCCGAACAAGAGACCAGUUCCGGCCCCAUAUAUCCAAGACCAAUGUACCACUACGAAGCCAGUAGCGGCGUAGCGAGUGUGGGCGGUGUGGGAGCCAUGACGCCCGGCGUGCCGCCUGGCUUCUCCGCUAUCAAUCUUUCUGUGAAGAUCGCCGCGGCGCAGGCACAAAGACCACGUAGCCCCACGCCGAGGGACCCGCGCGACCCUCGCCCGGCCAUAGACCUGUCCACUUCCAAUGGUAGUCCACAGGGUCCGUACGCGUCCCCGGUGUACACGAGCGCCGGUAGCGGCGCCGGGGGCGGGCGCGGCAGCCCCCCGCCGGGUGCGUCGCCCCAGCUCACGGCCAGCCCACAGGUGCCCAGUCCGCAGGGUCAGACCCUCGACCUUAGUGUGUCCCGUUUACCACAUAGCCGCGGCUUUCCAGGCGGCGUGUCGUACAGCCGGGAGUCGACGCCGGACAGCGGCGGCAGCCAUCCCUACUUAGAAGCAUAUCAUAGAGAUGCUGCUGGUUACGGUGGCGUGAGUCCGCACCCGGUGGCAGGGUACGGGCUUGGGCAGGGCGAGUACGCGGCGGCAGCGGCAGCAGCGGCUGGCUACGGCGGCUACCAGUACCAGUGCGGCUAUCCCCCGCCCACCUACCCGCACGCGCCGCCCUACUCGCCACCCUGCUACAUGCCGCCACCGCACGCGCCACACGCCUCCCACGCGCCCCACGACAAGCCUAAAGACAACACUAUGUACAUGUGCAGCCUGUCGGGCUGUCCGCGAGCCGACCGCUCGCAGCUGCAGCCGCACUCGCAGGAGCUCAAGUGCCCCACACCGGGCUGCGACGGCUCCGGACACGUCACCGGCAACUACUCUUCGCACCGCUCGCUCUCCGGCUGCCCGCGAGCCAACAAGCCCAAGAGCAAGCCAAGGGACGGACAAGACUCGGAGCCACUCAGAUGCCCUAUACCGGGCUGUGACGGAUCUGGACACGCGACAGGGAAAUUCUUAUCGCAUCGGAGCGCUUCCGGCUGUCCGAUAGCGAAUAGGAAUAAAAUGCGGGUGUUGGAAAGCGGCGGCACGGUGGAGCAGCAUAAGGCGGCGGUCGCUGCGGCCGCCUCCGCCAUUAAGUUCGACGGCGUCAACUGCCCCACGCCUGGCUGUGAUGGCUCCGGUCAUAUAAACGGCUCCUUCCUUACGCACCGCUCCCUGUCCGGGUGUCCCGUCGCGGGCUCGUCCACGCCCACCCCGCAACCCAAAAAGGCGAAAUACCCAGAUGACAUCACGCCUUUAUACCCAAAACCAUAUUCAGGUAUGGAGAUGAACAUGCAAACCGGAAAUGGCGAAGACCUUAUGACUCUCGAACAAGAAAUAACAGAACUCCAGAGAGAGAACGCCCGCGUCGAAUCGCAAAUGAUUCGACUGAAGUCGGAUAUCAACGCGAUGGAAACCCACCUCAGUCACGGUGAACGGGAGAACCAGCUGAUAUCCCAGCGGAACAACAACCUCAAUGAAUAUUACGAGAGCCUCCGCAAUAACGUUAUAACAUUACUCGAACACGUGCGGAUUCCGGGUGGCGGCACGGUACCCGUAACGAACGCCGGAGGAACGCCCGGUGCCCCACCUCCACCCGUGCCCGGCGACAAGCCCGCACACGACAACUUCGACUCCUAUCUCACCAAGCUACAGACCCUCUGCUCUCCAGACGGCUACUGCCCCGAUGAGAACCGCCCGAUUUACGAAACAGUGAAAAACGCGCUCCAAGACUUCACAGUGCUACCAACCCCCAUUUAAGGUUCAACAAGCGCCGCCGAAACUGAGCGACAAUAAAUACAUUGUCUGGCUCAGAUCGACGGAGCUUACACGGUGAUAUAAAAAGACAUAGUGAAAUUUAUUAAGAAAAUUUGAACGUUUAGCUAUUAGCCAAAGAUUAUAAACUUUCAAAGAAAAACGGUUAAAGCAGUGAAUAUUAUGUGUGUAAGACUAUUUAUAUUGUAUAAUGCACCCGAAUACUUAAGAUUAUAUUCGGACGUUAUGUGUUCUGCUUAGGUAACAAUGUUUUGUGAACCAUUGUAUACGAUGUGUGACUUGUCUUCGACGUACACACAACACUCUAUAAUCUUUCGAAUAUAUAAAAAAAACUAAAGAAGGACUUAUAGUAAGACUUAAAUAAAAUUUAAACAUUGUUACUCGUAUAUGCUUAACAUGAAACUAAAUGUUAGGAAAAAAUUUAUACUAUUGCAUAUAAGUGAUUUAGUAU
Molecule: messenger RNA, 4345 nt
Organism: Papilio machaon (common yellow swallowtail)
Lineage: Eukaryota; Metazoa; Arthropoda; Insecta; Lepidoptera; Papilionidae
Exons: 17
Coding region: 1-3879 (1292 amino acids)
Biological process (GO): regulation of transcription by RNA polymerase II
Cellular component (GO): nucleus
Molecular function (GO): DNA-binding transcription factor activity, RNA polymerase II-specific; zinc ion binding; RNA polymerase II cis-regulatory region sequence-specific DNA binding
Source: RefSeq, a predicted model, not a curated record